AUGAGUUCCGACUAUUCAAAGAAAUAUGAAGACUUUAUUGGAGCACUUGAAAAGCUUUUCCGUAUAAAAUCUAAUGAAUCUAUUGAAGAUAUGUGCAAUAUUAUCAAUAAAGUAUUGAUUUCGAAGUAUCAACUUACUAAAACACAACUUAUGAUGAUUAUUACCAAAGCGUUUCAAUAUAAUUAUUCUUCAGGAGAGAUUUAUGUUAAAAUACUCAAGAAUAUCGGAUUGAUUAGUGAAGAGAUUUCUAAAUUAACAUUUCCAUUGGAAGGAUCAAUCCAAUUUAUUGUUAUACAUGAUCAAAUUGAUAAAUUCAAGGAAUAUUUUUCUCAAAAUGGAAUCAAAAAUAAUAAAUUUAUUAUAAUUCCUAUUUUGAAUAAAACAAAUAUUGUCACUUUGUCAUUAAUUGAAACAUGCGCUUAUUUUGGAUCUGUAAACAUUUUUUAUUUCUUAAUUUCAGAUCAAAAUUAUAAAAUAUCAACAAAAUGUCUUAAGUAUUCAUUAAUCGGUAAAAACGCAGACAUUAUCAAUGAAUGCUUAAAGGAGAAUCAAAUGGACAUGGAUUGUCUUAGAGAAAUUGUAAAUUCACACAACUUCGAAAUGCUUCAAUUUGUUUUAGAUAGAAAUAUAUUUUCUUCUAAUGAUUUCUGUGAUUCCUCUUUUGAUUUCCUGCCUAUUUUCGAAGAUAUUAUCAAAUAUCAAAAUCUGAAAGCUGUAUUUCUACUUUUCGAGAAAGAAAAAAGUUCUAUCAUUCCAUGGUGUGCUGCAUUUCCUCAAACAAUUGAUAUCAUCAGAAACGAAAGGCUUCCUGAUACAAAUGAUUGCAUGAGCAGAAAUAUUAUUCAUUAUGCAUGCAUGUCACAAAAUUCCGAUAUCUUUAUGUUUUUGUUUAACACUUCUUAUAAAAUUAACAAUAAUCAUGAUCGAAAAUCGAUGACUGCUUUGGAUUAUGCAGCAAUAUAUAAUAAUAUAGAUGCAGCCAAAAUUCUUGUUUCACAUGGUGCAGAAGUCAAUAUUAAUCUUGAUUUUCAUUGUUUAUUUUAUUCAAUUCUCUUUGAUUUGAUAUUGAUAAUUAUAAGAUAG
Trichomonas vaginalis G3 is the source of this 1083-nucleotide messenger RNA. Its product is annotated as spectrin binding. The record is from RefSeq and is a predicted model, not a curated record. Lineage: Eukaryota; Parabasalia; Trichomonadida; Trichomonadidae. The coding region runs from base 1 to 1083 and encodes 360 amino acids. Gene Ontology annotation, molecular function: protein binding. The transcript has a single exon.